GCCAUGGUUAUGUGUAAACUGAAGGUUUUCAUUUAGAGGCUUUUUAGCUCUCUGAAGUCUCUCUGCUACAUUAUGGCCUUCUUCGGUUUGACAUAUCUGGGUUAUCAGAACCCAAUAGGCGACAGAAUGAUACUGAAUCCCCGGGGACCGUCUUAUCCGAACGGUGGCAACAGUAAUAUCAAAGCAGGAAUACCUCCUUCUCUUCAAGAACAACCAGGACCUCUCAGAUGUAUACAGGAUUGCCAAGUUUCCCACCAGCCUCUUCCUUACAGCUCUGACAUCCACCAUGGGAGCCAUGAGAGAUACAAAGGGAUGGUCAAGCGGCUUCAAACGCCCAGAUCUCCUAACCAGCUCUACAUGAUGCCUCUGACAGAGAGCCAGCAGUAUGGGUGGAUGGUGUCCGAGAAGCCUGAGCCGUGGACGCAAAUCAGGCGGUUUCCACGAAAGAACAGUGAGAUGACCAAGUUUGUUAAAGAAAUGUUCAAGACAGACCGGGACUUCAGCCUAAUCUGAAAGCUUUAGACAUUUUUCCUCUUCCCUAGUCGGACGCACAUUCCCUCACACAUGAGAACAGCAGCAAAUUUGAUGUGUGUGUAUGUGAAAUUAAACUGAUAGCAGGCACACUUUUAAAGAGAUUUGUUGCCUCGUGCAAUGAUGUUAAGUCUACUUUUGUAAUGAGCUCUUUUUGGGGGGUGUUUUGCUGUUUUUUUUUACAUUUCAGUCAUUGAUCUGCAUGGCAGCAGUAAUAAGAACUGGUCAAAUUCUCUAAAUAGAAAGGAAAGGUGUUUCGGUGCUUCCUUUAUUACCUUCUUAAACAGAGGAUACACUGGAGCAUGCUUUAUGAAUGGAAAGGAGAUAAUACAAAUUAAGUUCAUUUUUUAUUUCAUGCCAAAGCUUGCUUUUAUGUUUUGAACCUUCAACAACAGGUUACAUUAAACUCACAGGUGAGUUUCUUAUGAAGUUGUUGCCUCGUGUGAAAAAAAGCUCCAUAAU
This is a messenger RNA of Archocentrus centrarchus (flier cichlid), 993 nucleotides long. It is a transcript of the gene spmip11, whose product is annotated as sperm microtubule inner protein 11. The record is from RefSeq and is a predicted model, not a curated record. NCBI's taxonomy places the organism in Eukaryota, Metazoa, Chordata, Actinopteri, Cichliformes, Cichlidae. The transcript is spliced from 4 exons. Bases 73 to 513 code for a protein of 146 amino acids.